This is a messenger RNA of Taeniopygia guttata (zebra finch), 1058 nucleotides long. NCBI's taxonomy places the organism in Eukaryota, Metazoa, Chordata, Aves, Passeriformes, Estrildidae. The record is from RefSeq and is a predicted model, not a curated record.
ACAGCGGUGGGCGUGGCCUGGGCCGGAAGUGGGCGUGUCCAGGUGCGCCGGCCCCGCCCCCUCAGGCCCCGCCCACACCUGUCCGGUCCAAGAUGGCGGCGGCGCUGGGGGCGCUGCUGGCGCUGCUCGGUGCGCCGCUGCAGGUGUGGCCGCUGCAGGUGUCGGUGCCCGAGCCCCGCACGGUGGCGCUGCUCUUCCAGCCGGUGCUGCUGCGCUGCCACUUCCAGGUGAGCUCACCUGGCCCCGCGCCCAUCGUCACCUGGAAGUACAAAUCCUUCUGCCCCGACACCUGGGCGGGGCCCGGCGCCACCUGGGACUCACCUGGCGAGGCGGCGGGCGCCUGCCCCGACUCGGCGCGCACCGUGCGCAUCGUGGCCACCAAGCAGGGCCAGCAGGUGACCCUGGGAGACUUCUACCUGGGCAGGCCCGUCACCAUCCAGGGAGGUGCGGAGCUGAGCCUGGGCCCCGCGGCCUGGGGCGACUCCGGCCUUUACCUGUGCACGGUGACCUCGACCAGCGACCUGCAGGGCAACAACGAGGCCGUGGCCGAGCUGGUGGUGCUGGGGUCUCUUCCCGAGGGCUCCCGGCUGCUGCCCGAGGGGACCCUGCCAGAUUGGCUGUUCGUGGCGCUGGUGGCGCUGGGGGCGGGGCUGGUGGCGCUGGGGGCGGGGCUGUGCUGGUGCCAGUGCUGCCCCCACACCUGCUGCUGUUACCUGCGCUGCCCCUGCUGCCCCCGCACCUGCUGCUGCCCCGAGGCCCUUUACCUGGCCGGGAAAGCGGCGACCUCGGGGGGCACCUUCGGCCCCUCCCCCCACCCAGCGCUGCCCCUGCAGCUCCUCGGCAGCAGUCAGAGCUCUCAGGUGCCGCUGCUGCGGGACGGCGACAGCGCAGCCCCCUCGGGACCCCCCCCCAGCGUCCUGCGGUACCUGGAGGAGCAGCUGCACACCUGGGGAGGGGGCGGGGCCAGGGAGUGGCCCCCAGGCCCCGCCCCCAGUGACGUCACUUCGCUGCACGAGCCCCCCCGGACCCCUCCCCCCCCCCGCUCGCGCUCGGCCGAG